Molecule: messenger RNA, 735 nt
Organism: Fibroporia radiculosa
Lineage: Eukaryota; Fungi; Basidiomycota; Agaricomycetes; Polyporales; Fibroporiaceae
Exons: 5
Coding region: 1-735 (244 amino acids)
Source: RefSeq, a predicted model, not a curated record
AUGCUCGGAAUCAGCGGCCUGGUGGCCUCACCCACCAUCGACCUCUCCUCGCCAACAAAGAGCAGACAAAGGCCGGGCUCGCGCAUUCCGUCGUCCACCAGCGCCACCACUCUCGUCGAGUCCGCCAGCCCCGCACUCACGCGUACAGCAGUUUCCCUAGAGUAUGCCGCGCUCAGAUACACCGGGCACUGCCCUCUGGGCAUGUAUAUCACCCCCUCGGUGACAGAUCUCUUAGUUUGGGACGCCGUCUUCUUCGUGCACCAAGGCUACUACACCGACUCCAUUCUUAAAUUCCGACUAACGUUCCCGCCCAAUUACCCCGAGCGUCCGCCUGUGAUCCAGUUCCUGACAGAUGUCUUCCACCCCCUCAUCUCGCAGCAGGACGGUAUGUUCAACUUGGCGCCGCGUUUCCGACCGUGGAGACCUAAAGAGCAUCACGUAUUUGACGUCCUUCACUGGAUCAAGGCGGCAUUCAAAAAGCAGGCGCUCGACGAGAUCAAAGAAUCCGAGUGCCUGAACAAGGAGGCCUACAGGCAAAUUGUAAGACCUUUUCUCGUGCUCCUGGCCUCAUCUAUGCUCUCACAGUCUGCUUCUGCACUGUUUGACAGCGACCAUCCCUCCAUGGCUGGAAAGGGUCCGCAAGGAAUGCAUUUUCAUGAGUUGAAGCCCAAUCAAUUGGAUACACUCCGUGCCAAGCUCGGUCUACAAGACUGGCAUGAAGCCACAAUUUCAUGA